Linum tenue is the source of this 2378-nucleotide messenger RNA. The record is from the annotation of a GenBank genome assembly. Lineage: Eukaryota; Viridiplantae; Streptophyta; Magnoliopsida; Malpighiales; Linaceae.
AACACGAAAUUCUAACAAUAAAAACAGAAAGGUAGGAAAAACGAAAAAAUAGAAAAUUCCCCGCUGUUGUUUUUGGGUUUGUCGUUGUUUUCGCCCCAGUCCGUCCGUCUUCCACAGCAUUGAACUUGUCGCGGUCGUCAGGUCUCCUUGGUUGUGGCGGUGUGUUGAUGAUGGGUCUUCUCUUUUGAAUCAUUGAUCAUUUCUCUGCAUCACGAAUUCUUCGUAGCUCCAUCUUCAUCGCUUCGAAUGUUUGCUUGAAGAAACUGUGUCCAAGUUCCUGCUGCUGGGUCCUUUAAUUCCUUCUUUCUUGAUCCUUUUUCCUCUUCUUCAACUUUCCUGCCAAGGAGAAAAGCUCCUUCCUUUUCCCCCUCUCUACCAUCUUUUCUCCUAUAGUUUCUUGGGUUGUAAAUGUGGAGCUCUGGAGAGCCCGCGGAUUCUUACUACGAGGUCCGCCAAGAAUGUACGGAUGUUCCUAAAACCCGCUUUAAAAUCAAGCCUGGUAAGACUCUGAGUGUCAGGAAAUGGCAGGCUGCAUUUACUCCAGAAGGCCACCUGGAUAUAAGCAAGACAUUAGGUCGAAUUCAACGUGGGGGGAUCCAUCCAUCAAUUAGAGGGGAAGUUUGGGAAUUUCUACUUGGUUGUUAUGAUCCUAAGAGUACAUUUGAAGAACGAGAUGAGAUUCGACAGCGUAGAAGGGUUGAAUAUGCUAAGUGGAAGGAGGAAUGCCGAGAAAAAUUCCCUAUUGUCGGAAGUGGCAAGUUUAUUACCGCACCUGUAAUCACCGAAGAUGGCCAGCCUGUUCAGGAGCCAAUGUAUCUUGUAGGAGCAAGUAAUAAUGCUGCAGCUGAACCUCCCAAGGAUAUGGAUGCUGCUGAGACCGGUGAAACCGGUGAAGCUGGUAAAGAAGGUGAAGCUGGUGAAGCUUGUAAAGAGGGUGAAGCUUGUAAAGAGGGUGAAGCUGGUGAAGAGGGUGAAGCUGGUGAAGCUGGCAGUCCAAAAGUGAUCGGUGAAACUGUUGCUAACGGUGAAACUCAAUCAAGUAUAAAUAUUGCCAGUUGGCAAAUGAUGAAAGAGAUCAUCAGCCAUGGCCCUCUGGACAAGAAAGUAAUCCAGUGGAUUCUUACCUUGCAUCAAAUAGGGUUGGACGUGAUUCGCACUGACCGAACGUUGGUUUUUUAUGAGAAGCAAGAGAAUUUGUCAAAAUUAUGGGACAUCCUAGCUGUCUAUGCUUGGAUUGACACAGAUGUUGGAUAUUGUCAAGGAAUGAGUGAUCUCUGCUCCCCCAUGAUAAUUCUUCUUGAUGAUGAAGCUGAUGCAUUUUGGUGCUUUGAACGUCUGAUGAGAAGAUUGCGAGGAAAUUUUAGAUGCACAGAGAGCUCUGUUGGUGUGGAGUCACAACUCAGUAAUUUGGCGGCGAUUACUCAAGUUAUUGAUCCAAAACUUCAUCAGCAUUUAGUGACAAUUGAAGUAACAUGCCUCUUUCGACAUUGCAAAACAGAGGCUCUUGGUGGAGGUGACUAUUUAUUUGCCUUCCGUAUGCUUAUGGUUCUAUUUCGGCGGGAGUUCUCUUUCUGUGACUCACUGUACCUGUGGGAGAUGAUGUGGGCUCUUGAAUAUGAUCCCGACUUGUUCGAGUUGUAUGAAGAGCCUGAAACAGCCGAGGGAUCUAAAGGAAGAACAAAGUCUAUACGUCACUAUGGUAAGUAUGAGAGGGAGAACAUGAAAAGCGGUUCAGCAGCAGAAGCCCCCCUUCCCAUCUCUGUUUUCCUCGUUGCCAGUGUCUUGAAAGAUAAAAGUGCAAAGCUACUGCAAGAAGCCCGAGGCCUGGAUGAUGUUGUCAAGAUAUUGAACGACAUUACUGGUAAUUUAGAUGCCAAGAAGGCCUGCACUGGUGCAAUGAAACUUCACAAGAAAUAUUUGAAAAAGGCGAAGAAGUAGCCACGGAUUGAAGGGAUGCUUCGUGUAUAAUGUGCCAUAAAUUUACCACGGUUAAAAACAACCAAUGUACUUUUCCACUUUGCGGCAGCAAGAAAAGGAGUGGCUUUUAACUGAAGAACUGCUCCGCGUAGCCACGGGAUUACAGGUUCUGUAAAAGAAGAGGCAAAGAGUGUAGUUGCUGUUGUUGUUGUAACUAAAACUAAAAUUUUGUCAAAUUUUGUGUUUUCUAUAUUACUGUGUAAAGGAACCCACCAGAAAGAUGAAAAAAAGAACGAAAAACCAGAGAGGGGUAACAUUCUUUGGAUGAUAUAUCAUACAAGGAAAGAGGAUUCUUUGGAUAAUAGCGCUGUAAAAAGAUUCAUUCAUAUGUUCCUGUAAAAAUACACAUUACUAUCAUUUGAAGUAUUUUGUCUAAAGUCAGCAACGUAGAAGUAUAUGAC